UCUCUCACCAACGAUUUCAUAAAGCAAUUUUUCGUGGGAAGUUGUGUGAAAGCGUGUGUGUAUGUGUAUGCGUGUGUGUGUAGGAAAAAAAAACAAACUCUUCUGAUGUCCGCGGUAUCAACAGCUCCAAUUAGCCAACCUUUAUACUCUGGGUUUGCGUUUCUCCCCGUUGUCCUCUGGCUGUCAAUCGCUGCAGGAUUUGUUGGGAGUUUUCGGAGCGCCUCUCUGCAUCUGUGAAGAUGCUGCUGUGCCUGCUGUUCUUCCUGCACGCCCACUCCUCGGCUCAGCGGUCGGAGCCCGUGUUCUCUGCUGUAACCAAGACCGUUCUCCGUCCGGACUACGAAAACAACCCCAGCCAGCUCAACUACGGCAUGGCUGUCACUGACGUGGACGGCGACGGAGACCUGGAGAUAUUUGUGGCUGGAUACAACGGUCCAAACCUGGUGCUGAAGUACGAUAAACAGAGAAAAGGGCUUGUCAACAUCGCCGUAGACGACCCGAGCUCCCCGUUCUAUGCGCUCAGGGAUCGUCAAGGCAAUGCCAUAGGAGUGACAGCGUGCGACAUAGACGGAGAUGGACGGGAGGAGAUUUAUGUCCUCAACACCAACAAUGCCUUCUCCGGUCGGGCGACCUACUCAGACAAACUGUUCAAGUUUCGCAACGGUCGCUUCGAGGACCUGCUGAACGACGAUAUAAACGAGCACCGGGACGUGGCCAACCCCAUGGCCGGGCGCUCUGUGGCCUGCAUAGACAGAAAGGGUACCGGCCGCUAUGCUAUCUAUAUCGCCAACUACGCCAGUGGAAACGUGGGACCUCACGCUCUCAUAGAGAUGGACGAGGUAGCCAGUGACCUCUCCGAGGGAGUCAUUGCCCUCUCCAAUGUUGCAGAGCAAGCUGGAGUUAACAAACUAAUUGGGGGGAGAGGCGUGGUGGUGGGGCCAAUUGUUAGUCAAACUCUAUCUGAUAUCUUCUGCGACAAUGAGUACGGAUCCAACUUCCUGUUCAGAAACAACGGCGAUGGAACUUUUACUGAUGUUGCGCAGCAGGCCGGAGUGGAGGACCCCAUGCAGCAUGGCAGAGGGGUGGCACUGGCAGAUUUUAACCGCGACGGCAGGACUGACAUCGUGUACGGGAACUGGAAUGGACCUCACCGCCUGUACAUACAGCUAAACAACCGCAAGCAGAAAUUUAAGGACAUUGCCUCCCAGAAGUUUUCCAUGCCAUCUCCGGUGCGGACAGUCAUUGUUGCUGACUUUGAUAAUGACAACGAGUUGGAGGUGUUCUUCAAUAACAUCGCCUACAGGGGACCCUCAGCCAACAGACUCUUUAGGGUGAGCAGGAGAGAACAUGCGGACCCCCAGAUAGAAGAGUUGAACAUUGGUGAGGCCGCAGAGCCUGAUGGACGAGGAACUGGAGCCAUAGCCACAGAUAUUGAUGGUGACGGCCGUCUGGAACUGGUGGUGUCUCAUGGCGAAAGCGCAGCACAGCCGCUCUCUGUCUACAGAGUCAAUCAGGGCCUCACUAACUCAUGGCUCCGAGUGAUUCCCCGAACCAAGUUUGGAGCUUUUGCCCGAGGAGCUAAAGUGGUUGUCUACACAAAGAAAAGUGGCCCACACACACGGAUUAUUGAUGGGGGCUCGGGGUAUCUGUGUGAGAUGGAACCUGUCGCUCACUUUGGUCUUGGUAGGGAUGUGGCCACAAAUGUUGAAGUGUACUGGCCAGAUGGGCGCUCAAUAGCCCGUCCUCUGGAGCCUUCAGAGAUCAACUCAGUGCUGGAGAUCCCCUACCCAAAAGAUGAGGAGGAAGUCACUCCUACUGUGGAAAUCGAGGUACAGGACACAACAUUAAGCUCUGGUUGAACUUGAUGGUUUAAGACAUAUAAUUGGCUAUUUUAGGAACAGCACAGUGACACUCUU
Poecilia latipinna (sailfin molly) is the source of this 1916-nucleotide messenger RNA. It is a transcript of the gene crtac1b, whose product is annotated as cartilage acidic protein 1b. The transcript has 12 exons. The record is from RefSeq and is a predicted model, not a curated record. Bases 240 to 1859 code for a protein of 539 amino acids. NCBI's taxonomy places the organism in Eukaryota, Metazoa, Chordata, Actinopteri, Cyprinodontiformes, Poeciliidae. Gene Ontology annotation, biological process: axonal fasciculation.